UUUUAUUACACCAUCGUAAUUUUCACAAACCGUCCAUGUGGGCAAGAUGGCAAGUUUCCUGCCAGUAGAGGUAAAAUUUGCACAAAGUCUUGCUGACAAUGAAAAGAAAAACAGAUUUAGAGCCGUUAAGAAGCUGAAAAAGUAUCUGCGAGCGAGGUCUUCAUCUAAUAAAGAUGGGUUUACCACAGAUGACUUACUCAAAAUCUGGAAAGGAUUGCACUACUGCAUGUGGAUGCAAGACCAACCUUUGAUACAGGAAGAACUUAGUGUUACCCUUUCUCAGAUGGUUCAUGAACUGGCAUCAGUUGAGGCCAAAAUGCUAUUUAUCAAGGUGUUCUUCAUAACUGAGGCUCGCGAAUGGAGCGCCAUUGACGUCUGGAGGAUCGAUAAGUUUAUGAUGCUGAUGCGGUGCAUGCUUCAUGAGUCGCUGAUUGUGGUACAGAAGCUGCACUGGAAGCCAGAGCCCUUGGACAGGGUGGUGACGAUCUACACGGACGUGGUCAUGAGCCCCACAAGCGACGCGGUCCCUGAUGGCUUGAAGACCCAUUUUACAGACAUCUAUCUUGAGGAGGUAGAGAAAGUCGGCGGCGAACAGUUAACAUCCAUUCAGCUGAUCAAACUUCUAGACCCAUUUGCCACAUAUCUGAAGCUGGGAAAGAAUCCCUUAGUACACAGACGCAUCAUAUCUAGAGUGUUUGAGCCGAUUCUAACUCGAGCAAUGGAGCUGACAAGACAGAAAACCUCAAGAGGGAAUGAGGAGCCAAAGGAAUCAGACUUGCCAUACAUGUCCAUGCAGUUUGAUAACUGCAUGAUAGCAGACCAUCUGUUCCAGCAGGGCCAGGGUCAAGGUGUUACUAACAAAAACAGGACGGCCCUGUAUGACUUGGUUAAAAGGUUGCGUGACACGAAUCAAGGGACAUUACCCCGUCAGAAGGAGGUGACAAUAGCCCCUGGGGUCUCCUUCCUGGACAUGAAGAAGGCAGUUACCUCCCUUGUCAUCAUGGAAACACAAAACACAAAGGAGAAGACAAAGAAAAAGAAGAAGAAAAAAGAUAAUGAGAAGAAUGAGAACACAGACCCUAACAACAAUGCAGGAGGUGAUACAGACUUGAUUCAGCCAGGAAUAGAAACAGCACCCGCAGCGGCUAGCAAGAAGGGCAAACGCAAAUACAUACAAGAAGAUUACCCAGACGCCCCGCUGACUAAAAUAAAGAAAAAGAAUACUGAAGAUGAGACGGAUACCAAGAGUCUCGGAAUACUUCGAGGUGUACUGAAAAACAAGUUGAAAAAAGGCAUUGCUAAGAAUAAGUCGUCAUUGAAACGUGAGAAUAUUGCAGAAACAGCUCCCUUGCCUAGCGUUGCUCUUGUCAUGGAAACAAGGCCUAGUGUAGCAACAAUGACUCCAAACAAAUAUAAGAAAGUUGACAAAGGAUUGGGAAAAGUUUCUCUGGAGAGUGAUAAGAGAGGCUCUAAUGCAAAUAUUGAGCCACCACAGUCUUUCAAAAUAACAAGGAGAGCAGACAAUGUGCAGUGGAUCCCAAAAGAACAGGCACAACCAAUAAAGUUUAGAGACUCAGAGCUAAACAAGACACCUGCAGGUUUCAACAAGAAACGGAAAGCACCGGAGCCAGUGGAAACACUCCGGAAUGACGUUAACAAUUCAGGUACAAACAAAAACUUGAGUGUUACUGUGCCACAAAUUGUGAUUGAGACACCUAAAUCUGAGACAAACAGUCCAAAACGUAAAAAGUCUCUCAGUCUGAGUCCAAAAAGCAAAGGGUUGCUGGGAUCAGACUUUGCCAGGUUUGACGGCUCAAAAGCCCCAGUAGCGUAUGUGAGAAGGUCUUUCAUCAAGGUCAACAAAGGUCAGACGCCCCAGUCUCAACCUGGGUCAUCAAAGUCUCAACGGGGGUCGUCAAAGCGUGUCAGCUUCGAUAUGAAGAAAAAUAAGGCACAAGGAUUCACAGAAAGCCUCAACAGCCCCCUGACUCCAUUUAACCCAACAAAGAAGCCAGAGCAGGGCAUUCUCAAGUCCCCAAAUACAGCAGACGCAUCCACCCCUGUUGCAUCACUCGUUUUUGGCAAAGCCACACCCCCAACCCCAAGAUCCCAGAAUGCAAUAGCACGGGUAAAGGCCAAACGCAGGGGUUCGGUCCAACAGGUUCAAACCCCUUCUACAGUUAUGAUCAGACAAACACCAACUCCAAUUCUGGCAAAAACUGGCAUGGCAAUAGCAGGCCCAACCUCAAUGAAGAAGAGAGAUAAGGCAGUUGAUUUCUUCUACAUGUGAUUUCUGUUAAAUUUUCAUUUUAGAACUCAUAAUUUUUAAUAUAUUUAUGUAGAAAUCUCAUGUUUAAAACUGCAUUUACACUAACUUGGAAAUCUGAUGUACUUAAAUACAUGAGCAAAGAAAAUUAUGAUGAAAAAGCUCUAUUGUUAGUUUGAUAAUUUUGUUAAUAUUUGUAGUGCUCAAAGGUUUUGACUGAGGUUGUCUUUUUGUAACAUGUGCUUUAUAUUUUUGCUUAAUAUACUGUGUGCUAGGUAUCAAUUGUUAAACUUGUAAAACCUAUCAACAGAAUCAUUGAAUGAGAGCUUCUCUGUUUGAAUGGUAACCAAUAUGAGUAGCAUGUUUUUAAUUUGCUGACAUAACAAUUCUGUCAGAACAUCAAACUGUUUUAUGUCCAUUUGUGAGUUAAUACCAUUAAAUUCUAGAAGAUAUUUAGCUUCUAUGUUGGAGGGAAUGCAUUUUUAUGGCAGACUGUUUAUAACAAUGGUGGAGGAUUUUUUAUCAAAAUAAAUAGAUAUAACCUGCAGAUAAGAUCAAAUGAGUUUUGCAUCUUUUUUUCUUCUUUCUAUGCCCCCUUCAAAGAAGAGAGGGUGUAUUGUUUUGCACAUGUCAGUUGGUCUGUCCAUCGUUCGGUCCAUCCACCAAAUGGUUGAUAACUCAAGAACGCUUAGGCCUAAGAUCAUGAAACUUCAUAGGUACAUUGAUCAUGACUGGCAGAUGACCCCUAUUGAUUUUCAGGUCACUAGGUCGAAGGUCAAGGUCACAGUAACUUGAAACAGUAAAAUGGUUUCCAGAUGAUAACUCAACAAUGCUUUGGCCUAGGAUCAUGAAACUUCAUAGGUACACUGAUCAUGAAUGGCAGAUGACCCCUAUUGAUUUUCAGGUCACCAGGUCAAAGGUCAUGGUCACGGUGACUCGAAACAGUAAAAUGGUUUCCAGACGAUAACUCAAGAAUGCUUAGGCCUAGGAUCAUGAAACUUCAUAGGUACAUUGGUCAUGACUGGCAGAUGACCCCUAUAGAUUUUCAGGUCACUAGGUCAAAGGUCAAGGUCACAGUGACCUGAAGCAGUAAAAAGGUUCCUAACAUAUUCACACAAUGGCUGCAAAUGACAGCCCAUGGGGGGGGGGGCAUGUGUGUUUUACAAACAGGCCUUGUUUCUUAAAAAGUCAAUCACAAAUUCUUACUGUAUGAUAUGGACAACAAUGCACAUUUGGCAAAGGAAACAUUGUCUGUGACAGCUUCUAGUUUUCCAAUUCUUCAUUCUGUACCAACGUUAUCUCAGCGAUUUUCCUUGUCCAAUUGGGAAAAGUACCUGUACCGGUCCAAUUGGGAAAAAUUGAGUCAUGAAAACCUCAAAAUUGGGAAAAAUCGAGUCGUGAAAACCUCAAAUUGGGAAAUUGGUGUAUUUGAUUUUUUGCUCCCAAAUACUUUAAAAUUGAUAACCAAGUGUUUUCAAGCUGUCAAUAUUAUAUAAACCUAGGUUCAAGCUAUAGAGCUGCAAAGGGAAACUAACUAAAUGUUGCUUAAAAAAAAAAAAAAAUUUUUUUUUUUUUUUUUUUUUUUACCUUUAAUUGGGAAUUUAAGGACAGCAAUUGGGAAAUUUGUAUUUUUUUCGUAAUUGGGAAAGUGCCGUUUACCGGUACUUUAUAAAGAAGGAGGAAAAUCGCUGUAUCUAUAAUGAAUACAUUUUUCCAAUGACAUAUGAUCAUUUGCAUUUAUGCCUAUUUAUAAAUGUCCAAUGUCUCGACAGAGCAAGGGGCUGAUUAUUUUCAGUUAUGUCAAACAGUAUUUGUUUUACAGUUGUUUUCAACAUUCUGUAUAUUGACUUAUGUUCCUGCUUUUGGUUAUGGUACUUGGUAUGAACAAUUAAUUGAAAAUGAUGUAUUGUUUGUUAAUUAGUAUUGUAUAAUAAUUGUGCUGAAUUUGUUUUGUAUUAAACUAAUACUGUUUAGUUUUACUUUUCACUCGGUUCAAUGGGCUUUGCUUUGCAAUUGUUCUUGUGAUAGGAGCCACAUGUCUUCUGAAUUACACUGUUAACAAACUAACAUCUUUUUGAAACAAAAAUGAAUUUGUGUAAGUUUGAUUUGUACAUAACCUUUCAUUCUUUCAAACUGUUUUUGUACUGGUUUGCAAUGCAUUCUACCUUACAAACCAGAUACUUGUUUGGUAUGAUACAUGUGAAAUAAACUGCUGCUGAACUAUU
Dreissena polymorpha is the source of this 4491-nucleotide messenger RNA. Its product is annotated as ribosomal RNA processing protein 1 homolog A-like. The record is from RefSeq and is a predicted model, not a curated record. NCBI's taxonomy places the organism in Eukaryota, Metazoa, Mollusca, Bivalvia, Myida, Dreissenidae. Gene Ontology annotation, cellular component: preribosome, small subunit precursor; nucleus; preribosome, large subunit precursor. Gene Ontology annotation, biological process: rRNA processing. The transcript has 11 exons. Bases 47 to 2290 code for a protein of 747 amino acids.